This is a messenger RNA of Archocentrus centrarchus (flier cichlid), 836 nucleotides long. RefSeq names its product phospholipase A and acyltransferase 1 (gene plaat1). Gene Ontology annotation, molecular function: A2-type glycerophospholipase activity; glycerophospholipid phospholipase A1 activity. The record is from RefSeq and is a predicted model, not a curated record. Bases 231 to 767 code for a protein of 178 amino acids. Gene Ontology annotation, cellular component: cytoplasm. Gene Ontology annotation, biological process: N-acylphosphatidylethanolamine metabolic process. NCBI's taxonomy places the organism in Eukaryota, Metazoa, Chordata, Actinopteri, Cichliformes, Cichlidae. The transcript has 5 exons.
GCACAGCGGACACUGAAAUACCUCCACCAGGACUUGCAGCCUCUCGCUUUGCUGUGAGAUAUUCAAAUUCUGCUUGUAAUCUCAAGAACUUGCACUUAAAGCUGUUUUUUUUUUUUUCUCUUCUCGUUGGAUUAAUUUUUUAUGGUUUUGUGCGGAUUUACGAUGGAGAAUUAAAAUGGUGAGGAAGAAAAAGCUGCUGGUGUUUGAAAUUUGUGGAAGCAUGAUGUGGGAUGGAUAAACAACAACAAAACUCUGAUAUGGCCUCUAAUGACCGUGACCUUCCUGACCUCUCUGGUGACCCCCAGCCGGGUGACCUCAUUGAGAUCUUCAGACCAGCCUAUCAGCACUGGGCUCUCUACUUGGGAGAUGGUUACAUCAUCAACUUAACUCCUGUUGAUGAGACCCAGGCAGCUGCCAUGUCCAGUGUGAAAUCUGUCUUCAGCAGGAAGGCGGUGGUGCGCAUGCAGCUUCUGAAGGAGGUUGUGGGAAGUGACUCCUACCGUGUCAACAACAAGUACGACCACAACCACACACCCCUUCCUGUCUCUGAAAUCAUCCAGCGAGCACAAGUCCUCAUUGACCAGGAGGUGUCUUACGACUUGCUGGGGAGCAACUGCGAGCACUUUGUUACCCUUCUGCGCUACGGGGAGGGGGUGUCUGAGCAGGCUUCACGGGCCAUUGGGGCCAUCAGUUUGGUGACGGCAGCAGCCAGUGCCUUCUCUGUCCUGGGACUGAUCAACACACGAUCCAGAAACAGACCUUUCUGACAGCUGUGGUCUUCACUGAAGAGUGUUUUCACCCAAAAUUCAUUUGGCUGUGAUUAAAAAAAAAAGAAA